AUGCACCGGCCACCAGGUUCUUCCCCCCAGAAUCCUUCCCCUAGCAGCAACCCCCGCGUUUGCUCCCCCGGUUCCAUGAGUCUCCGCCAUCGUGGUCCGACCCGCUCUGCCACCUACGCCGAGGGUUCAACCGUACCAAAUCAGCGACGGAACUCAACCUUGUCCGAUUCUGUAUCCGAGGCCCGAAAUUCGAUUCGCUCUUCCACGGAUGAUCUGUUUUUCCCACGUGCCGCCAAACAGGGUGAUGUAGAUGUCCCAAAUGAGGAGUCGCACUGGCAUUCCGCCCCUCUUGGAUUGGCUCUAUUGCCUGCAAUCGCGGGUGUCUUUUUCAAAAACGGGAGCGCGGUUGUGACAGAUGUCACUUUGCUAGUUCUUGCGGCCAUUUUUUUAAACUGGGAUUGGUACCGCUCCGCCCAGGCUGUUCGACAGCCUGAUAGAUAUUACGACGCCUCUGAUAACUCACCAGAACUAGAUGUAGAUGAACCCCAAUCAGCACCGAAACCUCAGGGAGAUUCUGCUGCAGCCGAUUCCAAACUUAAGCCACGAACUUCGGAUACCGCUUGCGUUGCCUGGAAAGAGCUUCAAACCCACGAGCUUGCAGCUCUCGUCUCUUGCUUUGUCUUUCCAAUAAUCGGAACAUGGCUACUCCACACCAUCCGGUCCAAAUUAUCGCGUCCCUCAGAGGGGUUAGUUUCUAAUUACAACUUGACUAUUUUCUUACUUGCCUCGGAGAUUCGGCCAUUCUCUCAUCUUUUGAAGAUGGUACAGGCACGAACGCUUCAUCUCCAGCGCAUUGUCGCGUUGUAUUCAGAAGAAGAACAUAGCAGGAUAGACCCUAGUCGAAUCUUUGAUCUUUCGAAACGUCUCGAAGAGCUUGAGGCCCAUAUUUCAGAGGCCGCAGCAGAGCGCCUUUCAUUGGAGUCUUUGGCUCACAAUCAGUCGGCUGGAACGUACAACGAUACGCAGUCCUUUAUCUCUCAGGUAACUGCGGAAGUUCGGAAAGGGAUCCAGCCAGAGAUCGAUGCUCUGACGCGUGCUGUUCGACGCUACGAGAAGCGCACGGCCACCACAACGUACCAGACAGAAUCAAAGCUUCAGAUUUUAGAAACUCAGGUGCAUCAGGCGAUCUCCCUCGCGGCCGCAGCGCAAAGCACCGUCAACCAACGACGCCGUGGCCUCGUACCGGCAAUUUUCGACCGGGCCUAUGCAGCGGCUUUACUUCCAAUUCACCUUUUUACGUCUUUGGCGUCUCUACCCCUUCAAAUAGCGACGUGGUGCUUGCAAUAUUGUAAAUCACUCUUAACUUCAAGUUCACGUCAAGAACGCCCCAAGGGAAAAGCGCCACAAGACAGGAGGUCGCGGUCCUCAAAACAUCCGAGAGGAGUGCCUCCGCAAGAGCAAGCGGAGCUAAAAGGGCUAAGAUCUAUUCGAGAACAUAAGGGAUAG
Messenger RNA from Aspergillus tanneri, 1446 nucleotides. RefSeq lists its product as uncharacterized. The transcript is spliced from 2 exons. Bases 1 to 1446 code for a protein of 481 amino acids. NCBI's taxonomy places the organism in Eukaryota, Fungi, Ascomycota, Eurotiomycetes, Eurotiales, Aspergillaceae. The record is from RefSeq and is a predicted model, not a curated record.